This is a messenger RNA of Theileria orientalis strain Shintoku, 1983 nucleotides long. RefSeq lists its product as uncharacterized. Gene Ontology annotation, molecular function: protein serine/threonine kinase activity; ATP binding. The transcript has 3 exons. The record is from RefSeq and is a predicted model, not a curated record. Gene Ontology annotation, biological process: protein phosphorylation; mitotic DNA damage checkpoint signaling. NCBI's taxonomy places the organism in Eukaryota, Apicomplexa, Aconoidasida, Piroplasmida, Theileriidae. Bases 1 to 1983 code for a protein of 660 amino acids. Gene Ontology annotation, cellular component: nucleus; cytoplasm.
AUGGUUCAUUCCCUUGAUGAUUCUGAGGACUUUAAACUUGCUACAGCGCCGGGCGAGGAUGCUGUAGACGGAGGUUCGAGGUCGUUGGUCAAAAGAAGAGGCAGUGGUCGAAGAGCAAUGUCAGAGAGGUUCAAAUAUCGUAACACCCUGAACAUAUGCAGGCUGAAAAAAACGCCAAAGUAUUGGAAUCACCACGAACACUUUAACAACCUGACCAAGGAUAUUAACCAGGCGCUUAACACACUAAACCCAGACCACUACGAAGAUAUCAACAAGGACCUGAAGGAGGUAUCAGGAGAGUUGACCGACGAGACGGACGUACCAAUCGAUCAGAAUGACAUCGAAAUGAGCUAUGAUACAAUAGACCAUAAUGCAGUAAAACCAAGAGCGUAUUCAAGUUCCGCAGACACAGUAAACAAAAGCGCAGCGAGCGAAUUAAACGAAGCAAAAAGUGACUUAAUAAAUGCAGUUAAUCAAACAUCGCCAGUGAGUAGUGCCGGAGGAGGCACGAGACUGGUGAAAAAGGAUAUCACGAGGCUGGGAAAGCUCGAGCUGAUGGAGAACAUAGAAAAUUAUGUUCAAGUCAACUUCUCGAACUACCGCCAGUUCUACGAAAAGGUGGGCCCGAUCAGACUGAACGGGCCGCUGGCGGAGGGGCUCAAGAGCAACCACGUGGACAUAAGUCUGUGGGACGACCCGGCGACGCAGCUGAUAUCACAGAACUCCUCCAAGAGAAAGGUGUACAACAUAUACUGGAUCCCUAAAAUCUUCUCGAACAUUUCCCUGAGGGCCGCGAUUAAGUUCGUGGAGGACUGCAACGUCAGAGACGGGAGGAGCAUCAAGAGGGAGAUCGAGUGCCACCUGUACAUGUACCAGCGCUUCCAGGCAAUAUUUAAGAGCAACAACGCGUCUUCGCUGAUACUGCAAGACGACUGGCCGACCGUGGAAGUGCUAGGCUACUACCUGGACAAAAAGGACCCCGGAAAGUCAGUACUAAUAUCGCGAAAAUUGACAGGCCCGGAUUUCUUUUACAUCAUACGAUCGGAGAACAACAGCAGCUUUGUGAAGAGGAUAACGCCGAUUUACGAGUUUAACAAGUUGGACUGGUGUAUCACGGCACUGAACAGAAUAUCACAGUUCGGGUCAGUAGGGAUACGCCACAACGACAUAAAGCCAGACAACAUAGUGCUGGACGUGUAUUUCGACCAGGGCGUGAAGAAGGUGGACGUGAAGAUCAUAGACCUGGGAGCGGCGAGCAUGGAGUACACGAAGGAGUUCACGGGAGGGACGCCCUGGUACGAGUCGCCGGAGCAGAAGCUGCUCGAGUACUACACGAAAAAGAACAGGAACUGCGAAAUGGCGAGGAAAGUCAACAUCGACAUAAGCAGCGACGCCUGGGGAGCAGGACUCUCGAUCGUGGAGGUGCUGAUGGGCAGGCGAGUGGUGGACUACAUCAAGCAGCCGUACGGCAUCGGCCUGCUCAACUUCACAGGAAUACCGCCCUACGGAAAGAGCAGCGUGACCUCCCCGAACCUCGAAGACUACCUCUGGUGGAACAGAGAAGAGUACUGGGAAAUCAAUCCAGAGGCGUGGGUGCACGAGGCAAAGAAGGUGCUCGGCCUGACGUGUGAGAACUGCGCAAUGGUGGACCCGGAGACCAUGAGCUACAAGGACAACUACCCUGAGGACCUGGAGUACACAGACAAGGUCGAGUACACGAACUACUCGGACGCCAUGGAGAACAGCUACAUGGAGGGGGGCAGUUACGUUGAAAGCGUGGACAACGAGUUCGAGGACUUCUACACCUGCAGCGUCUGCAGCUACAGGUACAACGAAACGGUCAAGGAGAACAUCUGCAAAAUCGUGGCCAGAUACGUCUUCAACAGCCUAAUAGUGGUGGACCCGAGAAAGAGGAGGAACGUACAGGAGGUGGCCAACCACCUCAGGUCGUUCGUGACACAGGCAAUAUCAUACUACUUGUAA